Molecule: messenger RNA, 2382 nt
Organism: Daphnia pulex (common water flea)
Lineage: Eukaryota; Metazoa; Arthropoda; Branchiopoda; Diplostraca; Daphniidae
Product: reticulon-1-like
Exons: 6
Coding region: 1-1431 (476 amino acids)
Source: RefSeq, a predicted model, not a curated record
AUGGAUCAAUAUGAAAAUGGCAGCAACCAAUCUGGUGAAUUCAAAGCUGAGAAUGAACAAAUUCUGCACGAAGAAGAUAGUCACCACCCGACAGAAGAGGCAAAGCCAGAUUCACACCAUGUAAAGCCUGAAACUCACAUUCCCAGUCUGCUUAAUCUCGAUGAGAAAUUUCCCGAACAAAAUGGAGACAUUCCAGAUAAAGACUUGAAAAAAGAAGAAGCCUCGCCCAAAGACAGAGAAGAAGAUUUUGAUUUCGAAAAGAAGCUUCCAGAUAUUCCACAAGAUACUCUGAAAAAUGAAUCUGAUUCAUCGAUGAAGUUUUCCCCUGCACACUUUCAAGAUGAAGUAAGUCACGAUGAAGUUGAGCAUCCUCCAGCCGAAACUAAGAAAGAAGAACACUCAGAGGGAGAUGUCGAAGAGGAUGAAGAUGAAGUAGAAGAAGAAGAAGUUUUAGAACCUGAACAAGAAGUCAGUCACUGGAAACCACAGGAAGCGUCCCCUGAAGCUGUUGUCCCUAAAUCGGAAGAAAUUUUUACACCACCGUCUCAAAGUCAUCGCUCGCCUUCACCUGUUCCCGUGGAGGAACCCAAGCAUGAGACACUUUCUAAUAAGUCACCCGAAUCUCUCCCUGCUGCUGAAGAAAAGUCGUCGAUUUCUAAUGUUACUCCUAUUAGUCAAACCGAAACCAAGUCUCUUCAAGCCGAACCAGCUUCUUUGGUCGAGCUGGCCACUUUAGCCGAACCUACUACUAUUGCAGCCGAGCCCCUCAAAACGCGUUCUGUCAAGAGCACAAAGUCGGAUGGAACAGGAGGACACAGCUUUCUUGGUCGAUGGUUUGAUCUCUCGCGCCUUAAUAAUAAUGUUUUGGACUUGGUGCACUGGCGUGAUCCGCGUAAGAGCGGAAUUGUCCUUGGUGCUAUCCUGGCCAUCCUACUCUCGCUGUCUGUCGUCUCGGUCGUGUCCGUCAUUUCCUAUUCUGCAUUGGCCGUCUUGUCGGGCACCCUUUCUUUCCGACUCUACAAGAAUGUCCUGCAGGCCGUUCAAAAGACUCAAGAUGGACAUCCGUUCAAAGAAUACUUGGAACACGAUGUCACUGUUACCACGGAAAAGGUGCAUGAAGUGGCUGAUUUGACUGCCGCUAAACUGAAUGCCUCUUUGGUCGAGCUGCGCCGGUUGUUCCUGGUUGAAGACCUGGUGGACUCUGUCAAAUUCGCGCUCGUCUUGUGGUUGUUAACCUAUGUUGGUUCUUUGUUCAAUGGACUGACUCUGGUCAUCUUGGCCGUCGUGGGUCUUUUUACACUUCCCAAAGUGUACGAAACACACCAAGAAAAGAUCGAUCAGAAUCUUGACCUCGUGAAAGGCAAGAUCAACGAUGUUGUUGAUAAGGUUCAAGCUGUGCUGCCCAUCGGCAAGAAAGCCAAGAGCCAAUAAAUUUGAAAACUUAGAAUAGCGAGGCUUGUGUUUCGGCCCCGUCCUCGGUGUGCUUGGGUCAGUCGGGAUUCGGUAGACUUGACGAGAAGAAACCUUUACUAGUUCAUUUUCUCCUUUCUCUUAAUUGGUUGUGGCUGCUGCUGCUUUCUCUAUUUUUCUCAGACACUCGUUUGAAAGGGGCGAGCAGCAGGUCACAAUGAUACACUUUCCUUUUCCCUUCCUUUCCCCUCUAAUAAAUCCUUGGGCCCGUAGAUGAAGAUCCAUGAACAUCAUUUGCACUUGGGUAGUGCUCCAUAGCAAAAUUUCUUUCUUUAUCCAUCUCUUGUCGGACUUUGAAAUUCGGAAGGCGGUCGUGUAUUUUAAGAAGACGAUAUUUAAUAUGGGAGUUUGUCGGUGGUUUCAAACAAGUUAUUGAAAAACUCAAGAAAGCCACGGGCUAAUUUUUGAGUUUGCUCACCUAUAUUAUCCUCUUAUUAUAACUACUCUUUUUUUUUGUGUUGUUGUGUAACCGAAUCUCUCAACAAGUCUUCAAACAUCAUUUUAUUGUCUUGUGAACCAGUGUGUGGCUUGUCGACAUGCUAAAAUUUUGUCAGUCUCUCGAAUCUCGGUGCGAGCAGAGCUGUAGUAGUGUGUUGUUUUUCUUCUUUUGUCGUCAGCCUCUUACUCGAUACAACUCCCAAAUCAGAAUUUCAGACAGAAAAGUUAUUCGCGCUUCUCGUCCUGCUUUGGUGGCACUCAUGAGUUCCCUUUUUCCUAAAAUUUCUCUCUCCUCUAUCUACUCCCCCAAUAUUUCAGAUAAAAAUUUAUUGUUAUAUUUUUUAUUCUUUAAGAGCUGAAGGUAAAAAGCCUCUCUUUUUCUAUACUAAUAAUAUAUAGUAAUGCUCCUUGUCUGCUCUGUUCCCACCUAUUCCCGUCACACUUUGGAAAAUAAAUAUUCAACGUUCAACCGUG